ACGGAGGAGGAGGAGGAGGAGGAGGUCUCUUACAAAAGGGAGCAGAUCAUAGUGGAGGUAAACCUUAAUAAUCAAACGUUAAAUGUGUCUAAAGGGGAAAAGGGUGUCUCUUCCCAGUCCAAAGAGACUCCUGUUCUUAAGACGAGCAGUGAGGAGGAAGAGGAAGAGAGUGAGGAAGAGGCCACAGAUGACAGCAAUGAUUACGGAGAGAACGAAAGGCAGAAGAAAAAGGAGAAGAUAGUGGAGAAAGUCAGCGUUACCCAAAGGCGAACGCGGAGAGCGGCCUCUGUCGCUGCAGCUGCCACUUCCCCUUCUCCCAGAACCACGAGAGGGCGUAGGAAGAGUGUAGAGCCACCUAAGCGUAAGAAGCGGGCGGCCAAAGAGCCCAAGGCGCCAGUCCAGAAAGCUAAGUGUGAAGAGAAAGAGACUCUGACCUGUGAGAAGUGCCCCAGGGUGUUUAAUACUCGCUGGUACCUGGAGAAGCACAUGAACGUUACUCACAGGCGCAUGCAGAUCUGUGAUAAGUGUGGCAAGAAGUUUGUCCUGGAAAGUGAGCUGUCCCUUCACCAGCAAACAGACUGUGAAAAAAACAUCCAGUGUGUGUCCUGUAACAAAUCCUUCAAGAAACUCUGGUCCCUUCAUGAGCAUAUCAAGAUUGUACAUGGAUAUGCAGAAAAGAAAUUUGCCUGUGAGAUUUGUGAGAAGAAAUUCUACACCAUGGCUCACGUGCGGAAACACAUGGUCGCACACACGAAAGACAUGCCGUUCACAUGUGAGACCUGCGGGAAGUCAUUCAAACGCAGCAUGUCACUCAAGGUGCACUCCCUGCAGCACUCUGGAGAGAAGCCCUUCAGAUGUGAGAACUGUGACGAGCGGUUCCAGUACAAGUACCAGCUGCGCUCGCACAUGAGCAUCCACAUUGGGCACAAGCAGUUCAUGUGCCAGUGGUGCGGCAAGGACUUCAACAUGAAGCAGUACUUCGAUGAGCACAUGAAGACGCACACGGGAGAGAAGCCCUUCAUCUGCGAGAUCUGCGGCAAGAGCUUCACCAGCCGGCCCAACAUGAAGCGGCACCGGCGCACGCACACCGGCGAGAAGCCCUACCCGUGCGACGUGUGCGGCCAGCGCUUCCGCUUCUCCAACAUGCUCAAGGCGCACAAGGAGAAGUGCUUCCGCCCACGCGCACCCGCACCACCCGCACCACCUGCCCAUCCCGCCCGUGCCCCACCUGCCCCCGCCGCCCGCGCUCUUCAAGAGCGAGCCCUUGAACCACCGCGGCCAGAGCGAGGACAGCUUCCUGCGGCACCUGGCGGAGAAGAACGGCGCGGCCCAGCACCACUAGCCUCGGCCUCCCAGGCCGGCUGGGGCCGCAGCCGCCUCGCCAGCCCCGGGCUCUGCCAGGGUCUGCGCGAGCCAGCAGGCGCGGGAACGGAGCCCGGGACCUCCUCGCGCUCGUGGGGCCUGCCCUCGAAACCAGGGGAACCACCGAACUGAAGCCCAAUUUGCUUGCAUUUUCUGAUGACUUUUAUAAAUUUCAAAUACUCCGACUUCUGGGAUUUUAUAAUUUCAUAUCAGCUGAUGAGGUAUGCUUGCUUUUAUAUCCUGGACUUCUCCUCAAAGAGGAGAUAGGCCUGGUUUUCUUUGUACUAAUCGGGAAGGCUGUGAGAUUAAUCCAGAGCAUUAAUUGUAUCACUGUGUCUUGUAAUAAAUUCUUUUCAGCUUUCGGUGCUGGCUGCAGAGUGGAGCUGGCCCGGUUCACAGUAUAUCAAGCAUUAUAGAGGAAGACGGAAAUUUUCUUCUUUGUGUAGCUCUCCUAACGCACUCUUUAUUUUACUACAGAAAUUAUUUUAGAGUUUUUGUAUAGACUUCUUAGUAGUCUGUUUCUAAAAUGAAAUGUAUUUCAAUAAGCGGUGUAAUUUUUCAGUGUAGCUGAACCUAUGUUGUAAAAUAGAAAAAAUUUUUAUAAUCAUCAAAAUGUGAUUCUUAAAGAUGCAUAUAACUUCUAUAAUUCAAAGUUAGUCUUACACCCGUACGACUCAAAGGUGCUUUCGAGACUGGCUGCGUCUGAGAGGCCCCCGCCCCGGCUCCAGCAGGAGCGCGCUUUGCUUCCGAACAGGCAGCGCUCGAUGUCCGCCGCACUCAGACGCCAGCAGGCUCGUGCGCGUGUCUGGCUUCCGUGUUCCUUUGGGCUCCAUUCAUGCAUUAAGUGGAGGGGUUGGCGUUGGGCUUUUUCCAGGGCAGUCGCCUAAAUUGCCCCGGUUUGGAACUUUGGGUGAAGUUGUUCAUGGUCAGGAGAGGGAAGCGCAGCAGCAGGAAUUGUUUCUCCUUGGUCACAGCUGUUUCUUCCCUUUGGAACUCUGCUCGUGUCGAAUCAUUCUGGGAAACAGAUAGGAGUCUCUCAUUUUGAGGUUGCUUUAUUUUUCUAGAACUGUUACGAGAAGCUAAAGUAGUAAACUGAACUCUCAGACAUGCUUUGCUGGCAGUGGCUGAGAAAUUUGGAAGAGAAGGCAAACCGGGAAUGAGUUUGGGAAGGUCUGGUGUGCACAGCGCCGAGCGGUUUGAACACAGUUGACCUUGUAGCGGGGGCAGCCUGGAAGCCUGGCCGUGCUGCGGGUAAGCAUGCCGGCCAGCAGCCUUAGGUGAGGGGACAGCGGUGCUGCCGUGCUCCCGGCAGUGAGCUCGGCCCCCCGACAGCCCCCCGCGCCCCACAGCAAGCUCCGCCGGAGCCGAGCACAGGGCGGGUGGGACACUCAGCCAGGCUCCAGGCUCGGCACUGCCGCAAACACCAAGCUCACCGCAGAACGGAGUUCCAAGGGUAGGUCCUUCUGCCCCAGCCGCCCUCUGCGUUCUACACCUUGGAAUCCCUUCAUUACUCUUUCCUCGGGCCCUUAGGUCAUUGCCUGGCUUUUAUUUAUUUUAUUUUUUAAUAUUAAAUGUGCAGAUAGGCGUCAAGCACUUUUCCAGCUGAUUAGCUCUACAGCAGGGAAAAAUGGAGCUCUCUCCAUUUGGCUGAGGUCCCUAUUUCUCUACCCCCUGUUAGCUUUUCGGUUUAAUGAUCCCAAAUUUUCUCCUCCUGAUUUUGCCUUUGUCUUCGGUAAUGCAUAGGAAAAUAUUGCAGGAGACAGAAAAGUAAGUAUCUCAAGACAUCCUUUUCUUCCUGUUUUGGGAUGUAAGUUUUAAAAAAUAGUAUUUUUAGUGUUUGUGUACAUUCUUUGAGCCCCUGGGCACCCAAGCCAGUAAGGAAGUUAAUUCCCUGCUGGGACUAUUAACUUCAGUGGCUGUCCCUGCUACUGCCACCAUCUCCUUUGCAUUCCAGGACAAGUUUGUAAAGCCACACUUUUAUGUAGACAUAGUAUUAUUUCAUGAUCAAGGCUAUAAUAUUAAAAUAAUUUUUCUUAAAAAGAUACACAGUAUAUCUUAGUUCAUUGGUUAGACCCUAUUGGUUCUAAAUAAAUUUACAGUAUUGGGCAGCAAUUUUGAAUUCUGGACUUGAGAUCUUUGAAUCAACCAUCUCAUGUGGUGUACUCUGAUUAUACCCGGAAAAUUCAGGUAGUUGUCUUUGAUUUGUCAUUCGAGCCACUGUAACCCCAUAGGAAAAUAGCUGCUACACAGGAAAAUCGGUAGUAAGCACGUAACCCCAUCCUUCCCAGAACCGCCCCCCCAAUUAAAGUUAGCAUUAUCAUACAGUAGAACUCUUGGUUAAAUGGAACAGUCCGGAAGCUUCCAGUUUUUGUUUUCUCCCGGCUAAGUAUGCCUUCCCUGACAUGUGACCUGUGGCGUUCAGGAAGAUGGCUCCUCAUCAGCGUCACGUGGUACACGGAUAGUGACAUGCACGGGACACGAACGCUCCCGGAGAGCGGGCUGCAGGCGAAGCCUGCCAUGUGCGCAUGCGUCAGGCGUCAGGUUUUCAUGCGGAAGGCGCAGGCGCAUGCGCAGGGCAGGAAGUGGGGUCCUCUCCUUCGGUAAAGCAGCAUUGUUCGGUGCUCUCUCACACGUCUGCCGCAGAACCCUUUACCCGCCCACCUGCUCAUGGAGAGACCCGGGAGAGCUGGAGUUCUCAGCACUUCUCAUGCUAUGUUUUUCACAGUAUAGGCCGCAGGCAGCGUUCCACAAACAGCAAGCUGAGGCUGUCUCUCAUGACUGCAUUUUACAAUGUCUUCAAGGGCUUGUAUCUUUGCAGGGUUACGGAUUUGAGGAAAAUUCCCCAAGGGCUUUUCUGAGUUGCCAUUGCAUUUCUGGUGGCUGCUUGGUUUUUGCAUUUUCUAUCCUUUUUUCAUAGGUGUAUCAUUCAAAUAUAAACUUUUUUUUAGCAUUAAAAAAGGCUGCUGCCCUUGUCCUCCCAGCACUUGGGCAGGAGGCUGAGGCAGGAGGAUCACUGUGAAUUCAAGGCCAGCCUGGACUACAUAGCAAGACCGAGCCUCAAUGCCCCCUCCAAAAAAAAAAAAAAAAAAAGGCUGCUGCUUUCUCAAGUUGAAUCAGGUAGGCUCAUACUGAAGUUUUAGAAUUUGAACAUCAGCUCAAAGCAUGUGGCUUCAUUUCUACACAUAUUUAUAAUUACAUUCUUAUUUUUAGCAAAUGGGGGGGUCUCUGCAUAAAACUUUACUGUAGUUCCAAGAAACCUUUGCAGAUCCCUUUCCGAUGCUGUUGUAGUCCACGUGUUCGUGAGCCACCCUAGAUCAGUGGCUGAGCGUGGAACACAGUCGCACCUUCUCUUCUCAGAACCGCAGCUGUGGGAAGCACCUUGUUACUGUGGUUAGAACUCGCCCUCGAAUUUGUCCCUGGCAUACUGAGUGAAGGCAGAGUGCUCCUCAGAGAUGGUGGUAAAGAUUCUUGAUGUUGUUCCGGUUUUUAUUUUUGUUGAAUGGAUAUGUAUAGUUUCAUUUUGAUUUUACUGGCAGUUUGUUUUUUUUUUUUAAACUGGCAGUUUUAAAUUUUGAGAAUCUGAAGCAGAGCUAGAAUACACUGCAGAUGUGUGUUUCUACUUACCCAUCCUGCGUGGUUCAGUGACGACAACACGAUGGGGUAUGUAGACUUUUUAUGUUUAAAAAAAAAAAACUUAAAACUAAAGAGAGAAGUCCGUUUAUUUGAGCCACUGUAUGGAAAAGACAACUUGGACUGCAUUGCUGACCCACAGGAUGAGUAAUGAGUGCUGUUCCGGACGGUAGGAGAGUAUUUAAGGAAAAGGGGGACAUGUUACAGCCAAGCAUUUCAUCAGCUGACUGCUUUUUAGAAAAACAACUCACCUGGAAUUCUUCACACUGUAAGAAAGUAAACACUGAGUUUUAAUUUUCCUUUGCCCUAAACCAAGAUAGGAAAUUCCUUUUCUUUUUUUUUUUU
This is a messenger RNA of Chinchilla lanigera (long-tailed chinchilla), 5337 nucleotides long. RefSeq names its product zinc finger protein 652 (gene Znf652). NCBI's taxonomy places the organism in Eukaryota, Metazoa, Chordata, Mammalia, Rodentia, Chinchillidae. Gene Ontology annotation, molecular function: RNA polymerase II cis-regulatory region sequence-specific DNA binding; DNA-binding transcription activator activity, RNA polymerase II-specific. The record is from RefSeq and is a predicted model, not a curated record. Gene Ontology annotation, cellular component: nucleus. Gene Ontology annotation, biological process: transcription initiation at RNA polymerase III promoter; transcription by RNA polymerase II; regulation of transcription by RNA polymerase II.